Vicia villosa (hairy vetch) is the source of this 859-nucleotide messenger RNA. RefSeq names its product ras-related protein RHN1-like. The transcript has 7 exons. Lineage: Eukaryota; Viridiplantae; Streptophyta; Magnoliopsida; Fabales; Fabaceae. The record is from RefSeq and is a predicted model, not a curated record. Gene Ontology annotation, molecular function: GTP binding; GTPase activity. The coding region runs from base 168 to 716 and encodes 182 amino acids.
UGAUAAAUGCACCUAGUAGUUUCUUUGAUCUACACAGUACACUCUUUCACAAUAAAAAUUUAUCAUCAAUUUUUUGCAACUUCUGCAAAAUCUUUCACAAUUUAUUGGUAUGUCAAGACCAGGGAAUAAGAUCAUUCAAGCCAAGCUGGUAGGUACUUCUUGGAGACAUGGGAACAGGAAAAACUAGUUUAGCAUUAAGAUUUGUUAAAGGCCAAUUCUAUCAAAACCAGGAACCAACCAUAGGAGCUGCGUUUUUCACACAAAUAUUAUCGUUAUCUGAAGCGACAGUAAAGUUUGACAUAUGGGACACAGCAGGACAAGAACGAUACCAUAGUUUAGCUCCUAUGUAUUAUCGCGGUGCAGCAGCAGCAAUUGUUGUUUAUGACAUCUCUAGCAUUGAUACAUUUGUUCGAGCGAAAAAAUGGGUUCAGGAAUUGCAAAGACAUGGAAGUCCGAAGUCGGUGAUGGCAUUAGUAGCAAACAAAUGUGACUUGGAGCCAAAGAGAGAAGUUGAAACAGAGGAAGGAGAUCAAUUUGCUAAAGAAAAUGGAAUGUUCUACAUGGAAACAUCUGCUAAAACUGCUGAGAACAUCAACGAACUUUUCUAUGAAAUAGGAAGGAGACUAGCAAAAGCUUUUCCAUCAAAGCCUACUGGAAUAAAUCUAAAAAGUGAAGUACAAGAUGGUGGGAGAAAGUUUUUUUGUUGCUCAACGUGAUAUUCCAAUGUAAUCAUCAAGUCACAGAAAAGUGCCCUUGAUCCUUGAUCAUAAACCCUAAACCCUAAAUGCUACCCUAAAUGCUUCUUGUAAUACAUUGAUCUUUGAAUAACUACAACGUAAUGAAAUACUUGUUCUGUUUA